Vicia villosa (hairy vetch) is the source of this 2564-nucleotide messenger RNA. RefSeq lists its product as uncharacterized. The record is from RefSeq and is a predicted model, not a curated record. Bases 281 to 2284 code for a protein of 667 amino acids. Lineage: Eukaryota; Viridiplantae; Streptophyta; Magnoliopsida; Fabales; Fabaceae. The transcript is spliced from 10 exons. Gene Ontology annotation, molecular function: GTP binding.
AAAAGUUCUCCCAUUUUUCAGAAUCACUGCCUCCACUUCCACGAUGCAACACUCUCAACAAUUUUAAAAGCUCUCACCUUUCAAGCUUUCACCAUUCGCCUAUGUCUUCUUUCUAUUCAAUGACGAUGCCAAGUAACUCGUUUUUCUUCUAAACCCUUUUUCUCACAUAGCUCUAACACUGUUAUUUUGUUAUUUGUUUUGUUUCAUACACAACUCAAGUGGUGUGUUAUUGCUUUUUGAGAUUGUUUUGAAAGCAUUAAGAGAGUUUAGUUUGAGCAUAAUGUCUACUGAGGAAAUUUUAAGGCAGAGACUUAGAAGAAAGCCUAGAGUUGGUGUAAGAAUUUCUAGGAAUUCAUUGAGAACUAGUGAGGAUGGAAAUGGUUUUAACAAGGGUGAGGGUUUUGAUGGAGAAAAUGGGUAUAAGGGGAAUUUGAAGAAAAGGGUGAACUUUAGAGGAAUGCAAUCAGGUGAAGAAAGGAGUAGUGGGAAAAUUGAUGAUAGAGAAAAUGGGUAUAAGGGGAAGUUGAGGAAAAAUGUGAACUUUAGGGGAAUGGAAUCAGGUGAAGAAAGGGGUGGAGGGAAGUUUCAUGAUAGAGGGAAUUUGAGAACUCGAAAGGGAAAGGGUGAAGGUCGUUUUAACAAUGAAGAAGGUUUUGAUAGGGAAAAUGGGUAUAAGGGGAGGAUGAAGAAAAAUGUGAACUCUAGAGGAACGGAAUUUGGUGAAGAAAGGAGGGGUGAGAAGUUUUAUGAGAGAAGAAAGUUGAGAACUUCUAGGGAUUUGUCGAGAACUAGAAAUGAUGAACAUGGUUUUAACAAUGAUGAGGGUUUUGAUAGGGAAAAUGGGUAUAAAGGGAAGUUUAAGAAAAAUGCAAACUUUAGAGAAAUGGAAUCAGGUGAAGAAAGGAGUGGUGAGAAGUUUUAUGAGAAACGGAAGUUGAAUACUUUGGAUUCUUUUGGGAGGAAGAAGAGAGUAUAUGCUAAGGAAGGAGUGGAUGAAAGCGGCGAGAUAUGGAGUGGCGUAGAAGUAUCCAAGAAGAAAAUUUUGUUUAAGAAAAGGGAGAAGAAGGUGAGAGAUGAAACCGCGGAAGAGAAAAUUGUGGAAGAGAAAAUCGAUGAUGAGCGUACAAUAUGGGAUUUCAGUAAAUUGAAAAAGGCGAAAUCCAAAGACAAGCUUUCUAAUAAAAGUUUGAAGGACAAGAAAGAAAUUGAUGGGAUCGAUGAUAGUGGAAGUAAGUUGAAGAAGAAGAAUGGAGAAAAGAAAACUGAGUUUAGCUAUGGGAAAAUCGAAGAAACUGUAUCUCCUUCAAGUUCUGACAUGAAGGAACCAGGGUUGGAUGAUGAUGCCAAGAAACCAGAAGAUCGCCGAUACAAGAAAAAGAAAAGGGUGAUAAGGAUUGAUCCAUAUGAUAUUUCAAACAAGAGACUAGAUGAUGCCAUUGGUGUUGAUGGAAAUAAAGAAGAGAAGAAAAAAGAUUCUGAGAAAGAGCCCGAAAUGUCACUGAACGCCCAAUUCCGUGCAAUACGGCCGAGCCCUUCAAUACUUACCUUUGUGGAAAAAAAUCUGUUGGGCAGGAGGCGCAUGGUUGAUAUAAAAAGGGCAGGCUACAACAUAGAACUUCCUUCACCAUUAGAUAAUAUUCCCUUCUCUAAAAGUUCUGAAAGAGAGAAUAUUGAAGAAAAUGUUUUCAGGAACAGAUUGGAAUUUUUCGCUGCUGCAAAGGUUUCAUCAUCAUUUCCACCUCCUAAUCUUCCAGAGAUUGCAUUUGCAGGAAAAUCAAAUGUCGGUAAAUCGUCUCUUCUUAAUGCACUCACUAGGCAAUGGGGGGUUGUACGGACCUCGGACAAGCCUGGCCAUACACAGACAAUUAACUUCUUCAGCUUGGGAACAAAGCUUAGCUUAGUUGAUUUGCCGGGAUAUGGAUUUGCGUAUGCAAAAGACGAAGUGAAAGAAGCUUGGGAGGACCUUGUAAAGGAGUAUGUCUCAACACGAGUUGGUCUGAAACAAGUAUGCCUUCUGAUUGAUACAAAAUGGGGCAUGAAACCAAGAGAUCAUGAACUGAUUGAACUAAUGGAAAGAUCAAAAACUAAAUACCAGAUAGUAUUAACUAAGACAGACACAGUUUUCCCAAUCGAUGUUGCUCGACGCGCCAUGCAAAUCGAAGAGAGUCUCUUGCCGAACAAGUCUGUAAUUCAACCUCUGAUGAUGGCGAGCUCGAAAUCUGGAGCAGGCAUCAGAAGCUUGAGAACUGUUCUUGCCAACGUAGCUCGAUUUGUCAAAAUAUAAAAAACAAAGGAUAUAAGUUUUUUUUUCUAUUUGUUUUGCAAGUUUUUAUGCUCAUUGCGACAUGUAAAUAAUAAAUUAAACAUGUUUAUUGGUAAAAUGUAACACAGCACACUUUGACAUUUUGAGUACUUGGAUGUAACAUUUGUGCCUUCAAAUGAAGUUGAGUUUAUUCGGUUGGAUCAGUGGUGAACUCUAAAUUCUUAGGAGAUCUGGUACAGUUUGUUUUGUCUUUGUUAGUUUGAAUUCUUUUAUGGCUUAAAUUUGUUUGUUUGGUGGUGUU